AUGAACCGAAAUAAAUUUUUGGGAACUACUGAUUUGACUAUUGUUGCUUCACUGUUAUCAAACUAUAAUGUACCAACCAAAGUUCCUAAUGGAAUUAAAUUAAACAAAGUCAAAUGUCAAGACGAUUUGAUUUUAAUUGAAUUAGGAACUCUGCUCACUUCAGAUGAAUGCGAUGAAAUUCUGAGUAAUGUCAGUCAAGAAACCUUUGAAGAUAUGUCCGAGAAAUAUGAAACUCAGCAACGAAAUAGUUCCCGAUUAAUUGUCAUAGACGAUCGAUUGGCUCGAACACUUUGGCGACGUUUGAAAUUUGGUAAUAAAUUACCAAAACUAGUUCAAAAUCCAACACCACUGGGUUUUAAUGUGCAAGGUCAAUGGAUAAUGAGUGGUGUAAAUCCAGCAAUGCGAUUAAAUAAAUAUAAACAUGGAGAAUAUUUUGCACCGCACAAAGACGCUCAAUAUGCACCUAAUGGUGAUGAACGAUCGUUACUGAGUUUAUUGAUUUAUUUAAAUGACGAUUAUGAAAAAGGUGAAACGAAGUUCUAUUUUCCUAAACAAGCACCAAAUUUUGAUGUGAAAGGAUUGACAAUUGCAGAAGAAAUCCAAUCUUAUGAACAAAAAGACAAAUUGAAACGCGAACCAACUGUUGACCUUGAUCAUAGUGUUGAUCGAGCUUAUUUUACAAAUCGACAUCAAUCGCAAUUUAUUGGACAAAAUCUUUUAUCACGUUUUCAUUUUCAGAUGAGAGAUAGAUGUUCUACUUCGAAAGACAUCUUUGAUAUAGAAGAAGAUGAAGAUUCUGGAACGGACGAUGACAAUGAAUUAGAUAAAUCAUUGAUUGAAACAUACGAACGGCAGCAUGCUUUGUUCGAUAACAAGAAUAAACUUGUUGAUCUUGAUAUUGAUUCAAGUGAUUUAAGACAUUUAAAAGAUCCAGCCCUAAGUUAUUGUGAAUAUUUGAUGAAACAAGACUCAGGCACAGGUCUAUUUCGAAUGGUAUCUGCCAAGGACCAUUUCAUUGAUAUAGUUCGUGUUUGCCCACGUUCGAAAUGUCGAUUGAGCAAAGUACGUAAUUUAAUUCGCUAUUACAAUCAUCUAAUUUUCGAUUUUGACACACAUCACUUGACCGUUGAACGUUUGCCCAAUGGAAAACUACCUUAUGAGGAUUCCGAUUCUCUUUUACACGACUGUCUUAAAACAUUACAAGAUUCAGAUUUAGGUGAAAGUCUGAUUUCAUAUUAUCGUGUGAAUAUUGAACCGUUGGCAAAAGAAACGAAAGGAUUCAACCAUGCUGCAUAUCACACUUCGUAUCCUGCUGUCAACAUUGAUCAGUUUUCAUUUCUUGAUUACACGCAUUUAUCGCAUGUGUACUUAGCUGUAGCUCAAAACAACGAUAAUGUAUUUGUUUUGGCUACGUAUGGCGGAAUCGUUGCUAUGUAAUUUGUGCCAUUUUACCGACUGAGCUUCACAAGUUUUGAAUGUCAGUUUUUUUUUCUAAUAAAAUAUUUCAUGAUUUUGACUUCAUAAAACUAAAAUUUCUAAGAGGGAGCGACUCGAAAUGUUUGAAAAUCAAUGUAGAAAAUUUAGGUUGUUGAUAAUCAGAAAUUCGUAUCUACUCUAAUAAAGAUCACUAUUGUCAAAGAAGAUAACUCAACAAAUAUGGCGCAAACAGCAUUCAAACAGGCUAGCAAAAUCAGGUAUUUUUUCUCAUCUGAUUUGUGUGUUAAGUUUGAUACGUUUUGUUUAAACACUCUCGUUCUUUUCCAAUGCGAACUUUUUAAUAUUUGAAUGUCUCAUACUAUUCGACUAUUGAUGAUUAUUGUAUCUUUUCUCAGCACUCAGUCACAGUCCAAGAAAAGCAUCACAGGAAGUCAUCAUUAACAUAAAAAAUCUAGAGUGUAUUUAUCAAAAUAAUGUUAUAAGACGAUAUCGGAUUUUCGUAUAAGCAUAAGAUUGUUGGUCUUUCAUUGAUCAGAAAUAAUUAAUAUAAUUCUGAACUAUUCAGAGACAUAAAGAAAAACCUGCCUAUAAUUAACACAUUCCCAUUUAUUAAUAUGGAUGCUGUAUGGUAAUACCGUUCAUUGUACAUAGUACUUGUCAUUGUUCAAGCUUCGGUCGAUGGAUCAUAAAAUUCACUACUAUUCACAUAAUCAGAGUGUGGGUGCGGGUGUAGGUGUGUGUUAUCUUUAUUGAAUCCACACCCACACCCUAUAAGCAGUCAUCGCCCUAAAUAAUAUAUUCUAUGAAAUCAAUCAUUUCUUGGGGUGUGGGUGUGCAUGUGACUGUGGGUAUGGCUGGAUAAGGGAAUAACCAAACCCACAUCCACACCCUGUUGGCAAAGAUCAACUAAUUCAAACUUAAGUCAUUCUUCAACAUUUCUACAUUCAUAUUUGUGCCGAGAUAGGCACUUGUUCUAUCUCAGUGAACAACUGUGUAC
Messenger RNA from Rotaria sordida, 2434 nucleotides. NCBI's taxonomy places the organism in Eukaryota, Metazoa, Rotifera, Eurotatoria, Philodinida, Philodinidae. The record is from the annotation of a GenBank genome assembly.